AUGGCUUCCAUCGAUUCUACAGAUUUCCCUACUGAUGGCACAGGUGUCAUUAAGCUUGAUCCGUGGCUGGAACCUCACCGUGAGACAUUAAAGCAUAGGUACAGCUUGGUCAAGAAAUGGGCCGACGAUAUUGAGAAGUCCGAAGGUGGACUUGACAAGUUUAGCAAGGGAUAUGAGUCCUUUGGUAUUCACGCACAGCCAAAUGGCGAGAUCAAUUAUCGCGAAUGGGCGCCCAAUGCGGUCGAGGCGUCCUUGGUGGGAGAUUUCAAUAACUGGGAUACCAACGCCAACCAAAUGACCAAGGAUAACUUCGGUGUGUGGAGUGUGACUGUCCCUUCCAAGGACGAAGCUCCAGCUAUUCCCCAUGCUAGCAAGAUUAAGAUCACAAUGGUUCUCCCCAACGGCGAACGCAUCUACCGAAUCCCAGCAUGGAUCAAGCGCGUCGUUCAAGAUCUUGACGUCUCCCCAACAUACGACGCCGUAUUUUGGAACCCACCUGCCGACCAACUGUACAAGUUCAAGCACACACGGCCCAAGAAGCCCGAGAGCCUGCGAAUCUACGAAGCCCACGUUGGAAUUUCAUCCCCAGAGACACGGGUCACCACCUAUAAAGAGUUCACAGCGAGUAUGCUACCUCGCAUUAAGUAUCUGGGCUACAACGCCAUCCAGCUGAUGGCGAUUAUGGAGCACGCGUACUAUGCCAGCUUCGGCUACCAGGUGAAUAACUUCUUCGCGGCAAGCAGUCGUUACGGGUCUCCUGAAGACCUGAAGGAGCUUAUUGAUACUGCACACAGCUUGGGGCUGGUUGUUCUGCUUGAUGUGGUGCAUAGUCAUGCGUCGAAGAACGUUCUCGAUGGUAUCAACAUGUUCGAUGGAUCUGAUCAUCUCUACUUCCAUGCGGGUGGUAAGGGUCGUCAUGAACUCUGGGAUAGUCGUUUGUUCAACUAUGGUAAUCACGAAGUGCUGCGGUUCCUCUUGAGUAACCUUCGCUUCUGGAUGGAGGAGUACCAGUUUGAUGGAUUCCGUUUCGAUGGAGUGACUAGCAUGCUCUAUCAACACCACGGGAUUGGAACCGGCUUUUCUGGUGGAUAUCAUGAAUACUUCGGACCAUCCGUCGACGACGAGGGUGUCACAUAUCUCACUCUCGCCAAUGAAAUGCUGCACAAACUCUACCCCGACUGCAUCACCGUAGCGGAAGAUGUCUCCGGCAUGCCAGCACUCUGUCUUCCGCAUGCACUCGGCGGUGUUGGCUUCGACUACCGACUCGCAAUGGCCAUCCCCGACAUGUACAUCAAGCUUCUGAAAGAGAAGAAGGACGAUGAGUGGGAUAUCGGUAACCUAUCACACACAUUGGUCAACCGACGUCACGGUGAGAAGACAAUCGCCUAUGCUGAGAGUCACGACCAAGCUCUGGUCGGUGACAAAACCCUCAUGAUGUGGCUCUGCGACAAAGAAAUGUACACCAACAUGUCCGUACUCACCGAGUUCACACCCAUCAUCGAGCGUGGCAUGGCAAUGCACAAGAUGAUCCGUCUAGUAACCCACGCUCUUGGAGGCGAGGGAUACCUCAACUUCGAAGGUAACGAAUUCGGACAUCCAGAAUGGCUUGAUUUCCCACGAGCAGGAAACAAUAAUUCAUUCUGGUACGCUCGUCGCCAGCUCAACCUAACCGAAGACGAACUCCUUCGGUACAAAUUCCUUAACGAGUUUGAUCGUGGUAUGCAGCUUACAGAGGAGAAGUAUGGCUGGUUACAUGCUGCACAGGCAUAUAUCAGUCUCAAGCAUGAGGGUGAUAAGGUGCUUGUCUUUGAGCGUGCGGGAUUACUUUGGAUCUUUAAUUUCCAUCCUACCAAUUCGUUCACGGAUUAUCGGGUUGGUGUUGAUGUUCCUGGUACUUACCGUAUUGUGCUCGAUACAGAUGAUAAGGAGUUUGGAGGACUGGGAAGAAAUGUUAAGGAUACGAGGUUCUUUACGACUGAUAUGCCUUGGAAUGGAAGAGCCAACUUCACCCAGGUUUAUAUUCCUACUAGGACUGCUUUGGUCCUGGCUUUGGAAUCCACCUUGUAA
Penicillium malachiteum is the source of this 2067-nucleotide messenger RNA. Its product is annotated as 1,4-alpha-glucan branching enzyme GLC3. The transcript has 8 exons. Gene Ontology annotation, molecular function: cation binding; 1,4-alpha-glucan branching enzyme activity; hydrolase activity, hydrolyzing O-glycosyl compounds. Lineage: Eukaryota; Fungi; Ascomycota; Eurotiomycetes; Eurotiales; Aspergillaceae. Gene Ontology annotation, biological process: glycogen biosynthetic process. The coding region runs from base 1 to 2067 and encodes 688 amino acids. Gene Ontology annotation, cellular component: cytoplasm. The record is from RefSeq and is a predicted model, not a curated record.